CCUGAACCACGAGCUGUCAGUUCAAGAUGGCGGCGGCCGAGGCAUCUGUGGGUGAUGGGGAGCUGUGGCAGAGCUGGCUUCCCAACCACGUCGUGUUCCUGCGGCUCCGCGAGGGCCUGAAAAACCAGAGUCAGGCCGAAGCGGAGAAACCAGCGACUUCGACUUCGCCCUCGUGCCCGCCUCUGCCGCCGCAUUUGCUGACGAGAAACUUGGUCUUUGGCCUGGGAGGGGAGCUCUUCCUCUGGGACGCAGAAGGCAGCGCCUUCUUGGUGGUUCGCCUUCGAGGCCCGAGCGGUGGCGCCGUGGAGCCCCCUCUCUCCCAGUACCAGAGAUUACUUUGCAUAAAUCCACCCCUGUUUGAAAUUCAUCAAGUCUUGUUAAGUCCAACGCAACAUCAUGUAGCACUCAUAGGAACAAAAGGACUCAUGGCAUUAGAAUUACCUCAGCGAUGGGGGAAGGAUUCAGAAUUCGAAGGUGGGAAAGCAACUGUGAAUUGUAGUACCACACCAAUUGCUGAGCGAUUUUUCACCAGCUCUACCUCUCUGACUCUGAAACAUGCUGCAUGGUAUCCAAGUGAGAUGCUGGAUCCCCACAUAGUGCUGUUGACAUCGGACAAUGUGAUAAGAAUUUACUCUCUCCGUGAACCUCAAACACCUACAAAGGUGAUUGUACUUUCAGAAGCAGAAGAGGAAAGCUUAAUACUCAAUAAAGGACGGGCAUAUACAGCAUCUCUAGGAGAGACUGCAGUUGCAUUUGACUUUGGGCCACUGGCAACAGUGUCGAAGAAUAUAUUUGGACAGAAAGGCAAAGAAGAAAUAGUAGCAUAUCCACUGUACAUCUUAUACGAGAAUGGGGAGACCUUCCUUACCUAUGUCAGUCUGUUACACAAUCCUGGGAAUAUUGGGAAGCUGUUGGGACCGUUGCCUAUGCAUCCUGCAGCUGAAGAUAACUACGGUUAUGAUGCCUGUGCUGUACUCUGUUUGCCCUGUGUUCCCAAUAUCUUAGUAAUUGCAACUGAAUCAGGAAUGCUGUAUCACUGUGUUGUACUAGAAGGGGAAGAAGAAGACGAUCAAACAUCAGAAAAGUCCUGGGAUCCCAGGGUUGACCUCAUCCCUUCUCUGUAUGUGUUUGAGUGUGUUGAAUUAGAACUUGCCUUGAAACUGGCAUCUUCAGAGGAUGAUCCCUUUGCAUCUGACUUUUCCUGUCCAAUUAAACUGCACAGAGAUCCCAAGUGUCCUUCGAGAUACCACUGUACUCAUGAAGCUGGCGUGCACAGUGUUGGACUGACUUGGAUUCAUAAACUUCACAAGUUUCUUGGGUCAGAUGAAGAAGAUAAGGAUAGUUUGCAGGAACUUGCUGCAGAGCAGAAAUGCUUUGUAGAGCACAUUCUCUGUACAAAGCCAUUGCCAUGUAGGCAGCCAGCUCCAAUUCGAGGAUUCUGGAUUGUCCCGGACAUCCUGGGACCCACAAUGAUCUGCAUCACCAGUACCUAUGAAUGUCUCAUAAGGCCUUUAUUAAGUACAGUCCACCCAGCAUCUCCUCCCCUGCUGUGUACCCGAGAAGAUGCUGAAGUGGCAGAGUCUCCACUGCGCAUCCUGGCUGAAACCCCAGACUCCUUUGAGAAGCAUAUUAAAAGCAUCUUGCAACGUAGUGCCGCCAACCCCGCAUUUCUCAAAUCAUCUGAAAAGGAUUUGGCUCCCCCUCCCGAGGAGUGUCUUCAGCUUAUCAGCAGAGCCACCCAAGUGUUCCGAGAACAGUACAUUCUCAAGCAAGACCUGGCCAAGGAAGAAAUUCAACGGAGGGUCAAAUUAUUAUGUGACCAAAAGAGGAAACAACUAGAAGAUCUCAAUUACUGUCGAGAGGAGAGGAAGAGUCUACGGGAAAUGGCGGAGCGCUUAGCUGACAAGUAUGAGGAAGCCAAAGAAAAACAAGAAGAUAUCAUGAACAGGAUGAAGAAAGUGCUCCACAGUUUUCAUACUCAGCUCCCGGUUCUCUCUGACAGUGAGAGAGACAUGAAGAAAGAGUUACAGCUGAUACCUGACCAACUACGACAUCUAGGCAAUGCCAUCAAACAGGUUACUAUGAAAAAAGACUAUCAACAGCGGAAGAUGGAAAAAGUGCUGAGUCCUCAGAGACCCACCAUUACUCUCAGUGCCUACCAGCGAAAGUGCAUUCAGUCCAUCCUGAAGGAAGAGGGUGAACACAUCAGGGAAAUGGUGAAGCAAAUCAAUGAUAUCCGAAAUCAUGUCAACUUCUAACACCACCUGAAGUUAACACAACUGAAGGCUCACAAACUUGUGCUGUAAAACAAACAGGUAGCACUAUCUAAUUUAUAAAGAAACAUUUUGAAUAAACUUUGGUGUGAUUAUUCUUGUUAUUCCUUUUGUUCUGUAUAAUUUGAAUAAAUUUUUAUUCAAAAUUUGA
This is a messenger RNA of Myodes glareolus (Bank vole), 2424 nucleotides long. It is a transcript of the gene Nup88, whose product is annotated as nucleoporin 88. NCBI's taxonomy places the organism in Eukaryota, Metazoa, Chordata, Mammalia, Rodentia, Cricetidae. The record is from RefSeq and is a predicted model, not a curated record. Gene Ontology annotation, cellular component: nuclear pore. Gene Ontology annotation, molecular function: structural constituent of nuclear pore. Gene Ontology annotation, biological process: ribosomal large subunit export from nucleus; mRNA export from nucleus; protein import into nucleus.